UGGCUAUCAGUCGACGGCCGUGAGCCGUGAAGCGAACGCAAUUUGCAGGGAGCGAUCGAUUCUUUCGCGGAGCGCUCUCGGCGAGCCUUCUCUGUCGUGUUCUCUCUCGCGUUCGGUCGGGUGUGCGAAUGUCUCUUUCGGCGAGGGAAAAGUUAAAACGAGAGAGAGAAGAGUGAUCGUCUCGCACGAAGGAAAGGGGGUUAGUAAAGUAAUGACGAGUAGUGGUGCCGACAAAAGUUCGGAGCAAUAGAGAGAGAGAGAGAGAGAGUAAAAGGACGACAGAGAGAAAACAAGAUAAAUAAUAGCAGUGUCGGUGUGCUUGGCACCCACGUGACACACAGGCAGAGGUGUCGCGCGAAGGUGUCAAUUCGAUAUAGUAUCCGAGUAAGAUUCUGCGUCAGUGACAGGAGCUCGCUCGACAGGAGUCGAAAGAAGAGAGAGAGAGAGAGAGAGACAGAGAGAAACAAGGACGGAAAGAGAAAGACAGCGCAAAACGAUCGAUGUUCACGUGACAGCCAAGAACGCCGAGUGAAGUUGCCGCGAAAGGGUGCGCGGACAACGGCCAUAUUCAAGGCGAGCCGUCGUUGCCCCAUCCAUCGGGUAGACGCGCAGGGUCGAAAAAACAGUCUCUCGGCCAUCCACCGAGACGAGUCGACGCGCGCGAAACGUAACGACGACGACAACGACAACGACGACGACGACGACGACGACGACGACGGUGACAAGGAAAACGCAUACGUUCCGAACACAGUAAAACGAUCAUCGAGAGCUCGAGAUGGAGUUCAAGUUCAACGUAAAUAAACUCUUGCCCAGGAAGAUCAACAAGGUCACGCACAACCUGGUGCCGGAAGACUUCAAGGGUGAUCGACGCGAGUUAAACGAAUAUCAGAGACAAUUGAGCAGAAUAUUGGACGACAUGGGCGAGGCGUCGGCGAAAGCCCAAGGACUCAACAAGCCCAUCACCAGCGCCCUUAAGCUUCGAGAUACGGAUCACAUGGUUUACUUGCUCGUAGAUAACGAAGCGAACAACGGUCUGGGCAGCGUGGUGGGUUUAUUAAAGACGGGUUCGAAAAACUUAUUUCUUUUCGACGAGACGGGAGAUCAUUAUCAGCUGCAGGCGAGAUGUAUUCUGGACUUCUACAUACACGAGACGCGGCAACGUAUGGGCCUAGGCAACAUCCUUUAUCAACACAUGUUAUCUGAGGAGAACAUCAAGCCGGUGAAAUUGGCGAUCGAUCGGCCGUCGGAAAAGUUCUUAGCUUUUUUACGCAAACAUUACGGACUCUCAAAAAUCAUUCCGCAGAAUAACAAAUUCGUUGUGUUCGAGGGAUUCUUUGACGACGAAACUCGAAGUGUGAGAAGCAACAGAUAUAGUCUACCUCCCAGAAUGGGUCUAGAAGACGGAACUUCGGGUAACAAUAACGGGAGAAAUGGCGCUAGUCUCAAUGGAGUUCCCUACGUAACGUCCGUCUCGCGUAGCUCGUUCGGUAGAUACGCCGCGGCACGACCGCCCUGUUCCAUGGCAAACAUAAUCCAUAAUACAGCGAUGCUUGGUCAAUCUGCCGAGCGUACCGGCAGCGUCGACAGUAGCAGCGACGCGUCGCCGCCGCUGAAGCUGGAACGACCGCGUUCCUUGAGCCUCUACUCCGAGGAGGAACAGAAGCAGCGCAGCGUCGAGAUGAAUACCGUCCCGACGCCGGUCGUACCGGACAAUCAGACAAAGUCGUUCGUACCUAUCCUGCUGGAAGCGGAAAAAGCGGAGAAGAACGUGAAGCCGUCGCCGUCGUGCGGUCAGGAAGUGACCACCGGCACCAAUCAACACGGACACCUGGAUCUCAAAUUUUAUCACUCGCCUUUGUGGUGAAGCGAUCCAGCUAACACAUAAUUGUCUUCUUUCCUCUUCGUAAUUACCACGUUUUAAAAAAGAUCGGACCAACCUGAGUCAACGCUCAUUCUCUCGUGUGAAUAACUCGAGUUUUUUUUUUUUUUUUAUUUAAAAUAGAUCUAAGGAGAAAGAGAAAUAUAAUUGCAACUCGAAAGAGAGAUUAAUAAAACAUUGUGCGAUCCGCGAACGAUCUUCAACCAACGCGCAAAUUAUAUAUCUACGAUAUAGAUAAGUUGACUUAUAAACGAGAAUGUUAUGCAUUUUUUUUUAUUUCAUAAAUUACGACAAAAUAUAUAUCAAUAGAAACGCGCAAAAGUUUACUUAACAAAAAAAAAAAAAUUAGAAAAACAGAAUGUUUUCUAUAUUAAUUUUAGCUUGCUGAUGUUAUUAACAUCAUUCUUUUACUUAUUUUCAAAGAAUGAUGUAUGUCGUUUAAUGAUGUAUGUAUAUCACGAAAGAGUAAGAAACAAAUAUAUAAGAGAAAUAGGAGAGAGAGUGUUAAAAAAAUGGAUAUAAAAAGAGAAUAUAAACAAAUAUAGAAAAGAAUAUAAACAAAUUCGAAAAAAAGCUUUUCUAUGAAAAGGAAAUUCAGAAAAUGUUUAACACUUUUUAAUUUCGACGAUAAAAGAAAAUUCACACAAUUACGUAUAAAAGCGUUCAGAUUCAGAAUCAACAAUUAUAAUUUCUCGAAAGAGCAUAGCUGACAGUCCUAAAUGAUAAUCAAUAGAGCAUAACAACUUGUGAUUCCCAGAAUCGUAUAUAAUAAUUUAUAUAAGCGGUCGAAGAUGAUAAAAAAUUAAAGAUCGAAACGUCUUCUAGUUCGAAUCAUAGUUUUUAUGAUUUAUUAAUCUGUGUCCAAGAUUAUCAAUAGCUCUUGCUCUUUCGAAGUCUUGUUGUAUCAUGUCAAAUUCGUUUUCACAAGAGGAGUAAAUUAAUAAGUACGUAUCAAAAUAAUAGAAGACAAGUCGAAUAAACUGUAAUGACUAUAUAUGAAAUAUUAUCACUGCUACGUAUACAUGUAUAACGAUACUGCGUAUAUUCGCAGUAAAUAGGUUUAGGUAAAUCCUGUUAUGAAGGGACCUCCACAUGUGACAAACCAAAGUUUUAUAAUUUUUGUGGCGAGAUUGAGACAAUAGUUACCGUGGAUUUGUUUAUCAAGUGUAGACUUGUAGAAAAACGUAGAGUUAGGCAAAAAAAUACAUUUAAAAAAAAAUGUAUAAACAAAGUGUAUAAAUUUAUCCAAGAGAUCUUCUUUUGCAUUUUUCCAUCGGAUAUAUAUAUAUAUUUGUAUUAUCAAAAUAAUUUUAAUUAAACACUAUAGGCUUUUUGUUUAUAAAUGGAGAACAGAGCACACGCGCGCGCGUAAUAAAAUACGCUUUAUUUUAUGCAUAUACAAUUUUUUGUUAAUUCUUAGAGCACACUUGUAUAUUUCUUCAAACUUAAAUUAAUAAUAUGUUAUUUAUUUAUUUAUGUUUUAAUGAUAGGAAAGAAAUGUGAAAAACCUGCAGUAUUUCCCGCAGUAUUUUGCCUUGAAAGUAACGACUAAUUCAUAUUUAUUAGAAUGUAUUACAUGCACGCGUAAUGCGAA
Pseudomyrmex gracilis is the source of this 3473-nucleotide messenger RNA. RefSeq names its product alpha-tubulin N-acetyltransferase-like. The transcript has 8 exons. The record is from RefSeq and is a predicted model, not a curated record. Bases 776 to 1864 code for a protein of 362 amino acids. Lineage: Eukaryota; Metazoa; Arthropoda; Insecta; Hymenoptera; Formicidae. Gene Ontology annotation, cellular component: microtubule. Gene Ontology annotation, molecular function: tubulin N-acetyltransferase activity. Gene Ontology annotation, biological process: alpha-tubulin acetylation.